Messenger RNA from Daphnia magna, 1358 nucleotides. RefSeq lists its product as uncharacterized. The record is from RefSeq and is a predicted model, not a curated record. The coding region runs from base 72 to 1358 and encodes 428 amino acids. The transcript is spliced from 5 exons. NCBI's taxonomy places the organism in Eukaryota, Metazoa, Arthropoda, Branchiopoda, Diplostraca, Daphniidae.
AUCAGUUGAAUAUAGCAUCUGUUUCCAUAACGAUCUUAACAAUAAAAUAUACUGACUUCUGGCAAUUUAACAUGCCGUACAUAGGAAAACAACGUGCUCAAGGUAUAAGUGGUGUUCGGCGAAAGAAACCGUUUGUAGGAAAACGUCAAAUGCGAAGGAGAGUCAACAUUUCCGUUGCAACAUUCAACAGAAGAGAUGAUAUGAAUACCGUAAUUGCUGGUGACAUCGUUGAAUUGGACAGUGCUGGUCCCCCAUUUUCAAUUGCCGCCCAAUGUAGUGAAUUUCCAUCACUAGAUUGUGAUCGUGAUCAAACUAUAAAUACUGGAGAAGGCUUAGCAGUGAAUAGGGAUCCUUAUCAGUAUAAUUCAGAUUACGAGUCUCAGGAAGAAUAUGAAUCUGAUAAUGAAUUGCAAAGACUUGUAUUAGAUUCGAGUGAUUCGGAGGAGGAUCAAGAUGAUUUUCCUUGGGAUUGGAAUGACCUUCGUGAUGAUGUCAAUGAUGUCCUAGAUGAACAGAGCAAAAGAGAGAGCAAAUUCAAGACAAGUUUGGUAAACUGGGUGGUGGAAUGCAAUAUUCCACGCAGUCACGUGAAUAACUUGCUAAGAAGACUCAAAGACGACGCCGGAUUGAAUUAUUUGCCCCUUGAUUGGAGGACCCUUAUGUCAUCGAAAAGAGGGAAGGUCGAUGUCAUCGACAUGAAACCAGGGAAAUACCACCAUUUUCAAGUAGAACCUGCUAUGCAUGCUAUUUUACUGGCUAUGGAAGCAAAAGGCAUUUCCAUCCCUGAAGAGGUGUUUAUUUUAUUUAACAUUGAUGGCCUUCCAUUAUCGAACAGUAGCUCCAGUGAUUUCUGGCCAAUAUUAUGCAAAGUGCUAGGUUGGGAUGAUGUAUUUGUUGCUGGAAUAUAUCACGGAGCGAAGAAACCGCAGGAUAUAAAUGCCUUUCUUGCCUCUUUUAAGGAAGACAUUGUAAAGCUGAAUAAAACUGGUGGCAUUGUCUUUAAUGGUCAAAUUGUCAAAGUGUCUAUCAGUGGUUUAUGUAGCGAUGCCCCCGCGACGUCAUUUGCAUUAAACAUUGCUCCUCACAACGCCUAUUAUGCCUGUAGAAAGUGUACUACAAAAGGCUUGUGGGUUUCCAACUUGAUUACAUGCCACACCCAACCAAAAACUGGCGGUCGUGUCACGUACCCAGAACUUGAUGCGCCCCUCCGCACAGACGAGACAGAGUUAGACUCUCACCUGACAAUAUCAAUGCAAUUUCUCUUUACCGAGUUGGAAUUCGAAAUUAUAUUCCACGAGAUUUUGUUAGAAAAACUAGGCCUCUUGAAGAACUCCCCCGCUGGAAAGCAACCGAAUUAA